Hipposideros armiger (great roundleaf bat) is the source of this 2358-nucleotide messenger RNA. RefSeq names its product CDC42 effector protein 3 (gene CDC42EP3). Gene Ontology annotation, molecular function: small GTPase binding. Gene Ontology annotation, cellular component: plasma membrane; cytoskeleton; cytoplasm. The transcript is spliced from 3 exons. NCBI's taxonomy places the organism in Eukaryota, Metazoa, Chordata, Mammalia, Chiroptera, Hipposideridae. The record is from RefSeq and is a predicted model, not a curated record. Bases 584 to 1348 code for a protein of 254 amino acids. Gene Ontology annotation, biological process: Rho protein signal transduction; regulation of cell shape; positive regulation of pseudopodium assembly.
CGCAGGUUCAGUCCUGGAGUCCAGCCGCCGCGCGCUCAGUCUGGCUCGCACCUUCCCUCCCUUCUGCGGCUUCGGCGGGAGGCAGCGCAGCUGCGGGGCACCUACGGCGGGCGAACCUGGAGACCCGCGGCCUCGGGCGCCUUCACGCUGUCUGGGAGCGGAUAAUGCUGUGAGGAGGCGCUGCGCUGGCCCACCCGGCUGGAUCUGAGCGUAGCCCGCGGGGACUGCGCGCGCCUUCGGAGGCUUAGGUGCGGGGCGCCGGGUCCCGGGGCAACGACUGCGAUCCUCGGGGGUGCUGAUGAGAAUACAGACUCAGAAAGGUUGAGUAACUUAGCCAAGGUCACACAACUAGGUCUGUCCAUGUUGUGGAAGGGAUUAGAUGUAACUGGCUCUCCAGAAAGCCCACUUGGCUCUAACUUCAGGAAGGUGUCUCUCACCAUCUCAUUUCAGACCCACUUCUCAAGCUACUUGAGAAAAAUGGUGUGACAGUCCCAAUCAAAAAGGAUUAUCAGGAACAUAGAAACUCUGUGAAAAAAAGUGGCCCAUUUUCCCUUUUGCAGAAGAGACAUUCUCAAAUUCCAAAAUGCCAGCCAAGACCCCAAUUUACCUGAAAGCUGCCAAUAACAAGAAAGGAAAGAAAUUUAAACUGAGGGACAUUUUGUCUCCGGAUAUGAUCAGUCCUCCCCUUGGAGACUUUCGCCACACCAUUCACAUCGGCAAAGAGGGCCAGCACGACGUCUUUGGAGACAUUUCCUUUCUUCAAGGGAACUAUGAGCUUUUACCUGGAAACCAGGAGAAAGCACGCCUGGGUCAGUUUCCUGGGCAUAAUGAGUUCUUCCGGGCCAACAGUACCUCCGACUCUGUGUUCACAGAAACGCCCUCCCCUGUGCUCAAAAAUGCCAUCUCCCUCCCAACCAUCGGAGGGUCCCAAGCACUCAUGCUGCCCUUAUUGUCACCGGUGACAUUUAAUUCCAAACAGGAGUCCUUUGGGCCGGCGAAGCUGCCCAGGCUUAGCUGUGAGCCCGUCAUGGAGGAAAAAGCUCCAGAGAAAAGCAGUCUGUUGGAGAAUGGAACAGUCCACCAGGGCGACGUCUCGUGGGGCUCCAGCGGGUCCGCGUCGCAGUCCAGCCAGGGCAGGGGCAGCCACUCCUCCAGCCUCUCGGAACAGUACCAGGACUGGCCGAUGGAGGACAUGUUUGAGCAUCCCAUUCCUUGCGAGCUUGUCAAGGAAAAGACUAAAUCAGAGGAGUCCCUCUCUGAUCUCACGGGCUCCCUCCUCUCUCUGCAGCUUGAUCUUGGGCCCUCAUUUCUGGAUGAGGUGCUGAAUGUCAUGGAUAAAAACAAGUAACUAGAUGUCUCCAGCAAUUUUCCUUUGGGGGUAAGAGGUAUUAAUAAAAAAAUAAAAAUAAUAAAAAAAAAGAACCACAGUUGAAGAGAAGAGCUUCACUGGCUAUAUUUGCAGCAGUGUAAUGGGUUUUCUAAAAUUAUGUUCCUACAAAAUAUUUUUUUACCUGUUAUGCCCUGUGUGCAAAACCAGUUAAAAAAAAAAAAAAAGACCAACCAUGUCCUGGCAAAAAGAGGAAGUGAGUCAGUCAGAACUCAUUUCAACAGGCAUGGCUGAUGUUCAGCUCACAUUUUUUGUUUGUAGACAUGUAAGAAAUCUGGCUCAGCCAGAAUGGGCACUCGCUACAAAGGGCUGCACAAGUCACAUUGAGGAACUUUGCAAUAUUCCGGCAUUUUCUGAGCAAGAGGAAGUCAAACCUUAUUUAACACCUAAGCCUUUUUGCUAGACUCUUUUCUAUAUUGUUUGGGCUCACCAUAGCAAAUUCUUCAGUGUUAAAACUUUUCUCUGUUUUCACCUUUGAACAAGUUUAUGGGUUUGGGGGAUUUUCUUGUAGCUCUUAUAUACCCCUAUAUCUUAUAUCGAUAUUGCGAAAUUUUGACUGUCAGCUACAUGUUGGUUAAGACACAAGCAAAGUAUUACUGUAACUAAGUUAUUUUUAAAGUUAAAAUAUAUUUUUAUGUGCCUUUGGCUUUUUAUUGCAGAGUCUACAUUUUUUAGAUAUUACAUCGAAUGUUGUCAUUGACUUGUUUCCAUUGUAAGCCGUGUAUGUGUAUGUUUGGAAAAGUGUAUUCAUACGUAGCUUUAUUUUCUUUUUUUCUUCAUCUGUUACGCUUUUCACAGCAGCCAACAAUGGAUUGUAAAGUAUAAAGGCUCAUGUUACUCAUGAUGCUUCUGCAGAGACUGUGGAUUACACCACGUAAUGUUCUUUGGAAAUAUGGGUAUUUUAGUACAGUACAUACUUGCAUUACAUAGGUACUUCAUACAACACAAUAAAGAGUAAAUGUUAAAGUGAA